AUGAAGAUUAAUGGGCUGGCACACAGCAAAGAAAAGGCCCAGCUGGCUGCUGACAUUUCAUCCGCGGUGGCGCGGCCCGGCGAUCGAUCAAGGAGGCGACAGCCGGUGCUAGAAGCGGAGACCGCCCUCUCGAGGACGGUGGCUACACAAUCAACUCCUGACGUCGACUCUGGAACGCAGGCUCUGAAAAUUCCUGCCGACGCAGGGGCACGUGGGGGAGGAGAGGAUGAUGGCCGGUGUCGCGACCAGAGAGGACAGGAGAGGGGAGGGGAGGGGAGGAGGCGAGGCGAGACCCAGGCCGCCGGCGCGCCGCUGCCCGGCGCCCGCCAUCUGUUUGCCGCGGCUCGCGCCGUCCGCGGACGAAACAAGGCAAUGAAUCAGCGCGGGGGCGGCGGAGGCGGAGCACUCUCCACGGCUGACAGCGAGCUACGCCACUCAGCACACAGGCAAUCGAGCCAGGGCGACCUCGCGGACAGGCCCGGCUCGGUCUCAAGUGGAAAAUGCGAUGCGGCGCUCAUUUCAGUUUGCGAGGCGGCCACGCAGAUUUAUGGCGGCGCCGGCGCCGUGACGGCCGCGUUAAUUAUUCCGAGCGAAUCCGAGCCCUGGCAGCCCGGCCGGCAUUUAUCAGGAACGCCCCCAUACCCACCCCCACAGCCGUCCCCGUCCCCGCCUCUUCCCCCGCAUCCCGUCACGCCGCCGCCAUUGUUUCCUGUGACGGUAACUAGCGUGCGCGAGACAGCUCAGCUCGUCGUCUCCAGAGUGAGGACACCUAGUACAACUUGCGGCAGUAAGAACAACGCGUCGCUACGUGCGGGGGGAGUGGCGCACUAUCGCAGCGAGACGGCGGGCCUGAGGCGCACAUCAAUCACGCCGCCGUCACCGUGCUCUCGUCGCACGAGAUAG
Molecule: messenger RNA, 903 nt
Organism: Schistocerca piceifrons (Central American locust)
Lineage: Eukaryota; Metazoa; Arthropoda; Insecta; Orthoptera; Acrididae
Product: myristoylated alanine-rich C-kinase substrate-like
Exons: 4
Coding region: 1-903 (300 amino acids)
Source: RefSeq, a predicted model, not a curated record